Messenger RNA from Morchella importuna, 378 nucleotides. RefSeq lists its product as uncharacterized. NCBI's taxonomy places the organism in Eukaryota, Fungi, Ascomycota, Pezizomycetes, Pezizales, Morchellaceae. The coding region runs from base 1 to 378 and encodes 125 amino acids. The transcript has a single exon. The record is from RefSeq and is a predicted model, not a curated record.
AUGGCAAACAACAACCUCACCUUCAAAAAGAUCGUCAACAAGCUCUCCGCGCCCGAUGCAUACCAGCGCCUACGCUCUAGCAACUACGACGACGCCAUCCCCCUCCUGCGUGCUGAGCCCCGCGAUCCUCCGCCGUACUCGCAAGAGGACCCGCAGCAGGAGGUGCCGGUAUACACGAGCUUUCGAGAUGAGCAGGCUGAGGAGCAGCAGCGGAGGGAGAAGAUACUGUGCACCGCGGACCGGUUGGCGGUUGGAAUGGGGCUGGAGUAUAAGAAGCGCGAGGUCAUUCUGAAGCGGUCGAGCUCGAGCGCUGGGACGGGCGAGAGCGCGUAUAAGAGAGCGGGGGGUGGAGGCAGGUCGGGGAGUAGGAAAAACUGA